AUGAAACUGAAAGCCAAAAAGGCUGCUUUACUAGCGAAAGCUGAUAUGUUAGAGAGACAACAAUCACUCAAGAGACAGCAAGCUGAGAUACAGCUAGCACAAGAGAAACUAGAACUAGAGUGUGAAAUACAUGCAACAGAGGCUGAAGAAAAGGUAUAUGAAGAUUUUGAAGCUGAACUGACUCAAGGGUCACAUAUUCACAAGCGAGAAGGGCCUCUAAAGGGAUUUCAGAAUAAGACUUUUGACCAAAGACAUACAUCUCUUAAUCCAUUAGCUGGAACAUGGAUUAACAAAGCUCCAGCAGAUAAUAUGCAUCAUAGCUCGGGUAUAUCAGGACAUGUGCACACCAAUGAUGAAAACUUUCAGUCACAUCAGUCCGACUCAAAUGUCUGGCUUAUGCAACAGAAGAUACUAGAGGUAGUGCAGUUACCAAAAAGUGAGUUGAUCAAAUUCGAUGGUGACCCAUUGAGAUACUGGAUGUUCAUAAGGUCAUUUGAAACCAAUGUUGCUCAAACAUCAGUUAGUAGUGGUGCAAAGCUGAAUCGAUUGCUGAACUAUUGUACAGGCAAGGCUUUGUCAGUGAUUGAAUGCUGUUCAGUCAUGGAUCCUGAUGAAGGAUAUAUGGAAGCCCUGAGCCUUCUGAAGACACGAUUCGGAAGAGAGCAUGUGAUAGCAAAUGCGUGGGUGAAGAAGAUUAGCGAAGGUCCAUGGUUGCGACCUACUGACGUUGAAGGCUUGCGUAACUAUGCAGAUGAUCUCAGGAGUGGUAUGCUGACAUUAAAGGCAAUGGGCAAAGUGAAUGAAGUGGACAAUCAGAUACGCAUGGUGAAGAUUGUGUCAAGGUUACCAACCUAUCUCCAAGGAAGAUGGAGGAGGAAGGCAGUUGAACACCUGGAAGCAACAGGUGACUAUCCUGGUAUAGGACAGCUGGUCGACUUUGUACUGCGAGCUGCCGAAGAAGCAAAUGAUCCCAUAUUUGGAGUAGUAUCUGGAAACAGACUAAAGGAUGAUACAACACAGAAUAGACCAAGAUCCUUUGAGAAGAAAGGUGUCAACUACAGUGUGCAAACAAGUGUGUACAAUAAACACUCUUCAGAUUCAUUUUCAGGUUUUCCAAUACCAAAUUGUCCAUUGUGCAGUGGCGAACAUGCACUCUUCAUGUGUGGGAAGUUCAGGGACCUGAAACCUGAGAAGAGACAUGAGUUUGUUGUUGAAAAGAGACUAUGCUUCAACUGUUUUUCGAAUAACCACAUGUCAAGAGACUGUCAUAAGCCCAGCAAGUGUCAGGUGCAGGGUUGUAUGAGAAAGCAUUCAAGAUUGAUACAUCUCCUGGCGAAACCAGAAACUGAUGUUCAUCAAACAUAUCUAAAGGAGAGAAACCUGAGCUCAACAGUGCCUAAACAAGAUAAACCAUUAAGGGUUGAAAGUUCUGCGUGCAAUGUUGUAACUCAAGGACCAAGGGUAGCUCUUCCUGUGGUAAGACUCCAAGUCUCGGUGAAGACUGGUAACAGAAAGAUAUGGACAUAUGCUCUGCUUGACAGUGGAAGCACAAACUCAUUCUGCUCCAAUGAACUAUUUGAUGAACUUGGAGUAGAUGUUUCUGAAACAUCACUAUUGUUGACUACACUGGAGAAAGUGAACAGCACAACGAGUACAAGGGUAGGAUCACUAUUGAUAACGGAUGCAGGGAACAGGACAACCAUAGAACUUUCACACGUAUUUGGGACCAUAAAUCUGUCCAUUUGUGCAUGUGAUUCUGUCAAACAGCAGAACGUUGAUGAGUGGCAGCAUUUGAAGGGUAUGGACUUUCCUAAAGUGGACAGAGUGCAUGUGGGUCUCAUCAUUGGUCAAGAUGUUCCAGUGGCGCUGACACCUAUUGAUGUGCGAAAGGGAAAUGACAAUGAACCUUAUGCCGUGAAAACAGUGCUGGGUUGGGUUCUGAAUGGACCAUUGAGAGUUGUCAGAAAUGGUGAAGUCAUCUCACAUUUUGUCGAUAUUGAUCAAAGACUUGAUGCGCAAGUUGAAAGAUUCUGGAAAAUAGAAAGGUGUGAAUCAUUGUCAAACAGCACAUGUGAAAUGUCGCAGGAUGACAAAAGGACAAUUGAGAUAUGGGAUGAGUCUGCAGAAGUUGUGGAUGGUCACUAUGAAAUAAAAAUUCCAUUCAGGAGCAGGCCUCCGAAUGUAGAGAAUAACUACAUCGUUGCCGAGAGUCGUCUUGAAUCACUUUGCAAACGCUUGUCAAAGGAUGACAAGUUGUUUGAAAAGUAUCAGUCGGGAAUCAAGGAAUUGAUCGACAAAGGCUAUGCUGAAAAGGUAAAGGAACAGGAUAUCAACAAGCCAGGUAAAGGUGUAUGGUAUAUUCCUCAUCACGCAGUUAUCAACGAACGUAAACCAGACAAGUUACGAAUUGUUUUUGAUUGUGCUGCAAAGUAUUGUGGAACUAGUCUGAAUGAUCAAGUCUACCAGGGCCCAGACCUUACGAACAAGUUGAUAGGAGUGUUGUUGCGAUUCCGUGAAGGUCCCAUAGGUAUUAUGGGGGACAUAGAAGGAAUGUUCCAUCAGGUGAAGGUACCAGAAUGUGAUCGAGACUAUCUAAGAUUUCUGUGGUUCUCAGAAGGGGGAAACAAUCAACCAGAAGUCUACCGCAUGACUGUGCACUUAUUUGGAGGGGUGUGGAGCCCAAGCUGUGCAAGUUAUGCACUUAGACGCACUGCAGAGGAUAAUAGUGCAACUUAUGAACCUAAGGUUGUGCAGACUGUUCUUGAAAACUUCUACGUAGAUGACUGUCUCAAGUCAUUAAUGUCAGAAAUUGAAACAAUUGAACAUGUUCAAAAUUUGUGUUCACUUGUAUCACAUGGGGGAUUCAAGUUGAACAAGUGGAUCAGCAACAGCAGAGAAGUGCUUCGAUCCAUUCCUGAAGAACAGACAGCAAAGGGGGUUAAAGGAGUUGACCUUAUUGGAGGUACAUUACCUAAAGAAAGAGCUCUAGGGGUUCUUUGGGACACCGAGAACGACGUCUUUGGUUUCAGAAUUACAAUAAAGAAUAAACCAGACACAAGAAGAGGAUUAAUGAGUGUGAUUGCGUCGGUGUAUGACCCAUUGGGAUUUGUUAGUCCAUACAUUCUUCAAGCAAAGAAGGUUUUCCAAAGUGAAACAAGACUGCACAAAGGCUGGGAUGAACUGUUGAAUCAAACAAACAGUGUGAAAUGGACAAAGUGGGUAGAAGACUUGCCCAAACUGGAGAACUUUAAGUUGUCCCGAUGCGUGAUCACUCAAGCAUCAGAAGAUGGAAGCUAUGAACUUCAUCACUUCUCAGAUGCUUCGUGUGAGGGAUAUGGUGCAGUAUCCUACCUUAGAGUGGUAAAUAACGAUGGGCCAGUUCAAUGUUUUUUACUCAUUAGCAAGUCCAGGCUGGCACCAUUGAAGCAAAUGACCAUACCGCGUUUGGAACUAUCAGCUGCAGUCAUUUCAGUAAAGCUGGACGUGAUGCUUCGUCAGGAGCUGAAAAUGGAAAUUAGUAGAUCAGUAUUCUGGACAGACAGUACAAUUGUGAUACAGUAUAUCAGGAAUGAAAACAAACGCUUUCAUGUGUUCAUAGCAAACAGGAUAGCUCUUAUCCGUGAGAGUUCAGAGCCAAACCAAUGGAGACAUGUGGGCAGUACAGAGAACCCUGCUGAUGACGUGUCACGGGGGCUGGAUGCAGACAAAAUGGUGUCCUCUGACAGAUGGAAACAUGGUCCUGAGUUUCUGUUUCAAGCAGAGUCUGAAUGGCCCACAAGUACCAAUCUCAGUCUAGAAAUUCCUGAUGGUGACAAGGAAGUGAAGAAAGCCACAACAACUUACACAACUGUGACGAAUGGCUGCAGAGAUCUGUUGUUUGACUUGUUUGAAAAAUACUCCACGUGGCACAGCCUAAAACGAGCUGUAGCAUGGAUCCUGAGAUUAAAAGGAAUUCUCUAUAAUAGGACUCACAAGAAAAAGCAAUCUAAAAUGCUGGAUAGUGUGCUCAGUGUAUUGGAGCUGAAGAAUGCUGAGACUGCGAUAGUUCAAGUGUUGCAGAGGAAAACAUAUGAACAGGAGUUGAAGGCACUUGAAGCUGGGAAGCCAAUUGCAAGAAGUAGUACCAUUUAUCGACUGGAACCAAUGUUUAGUCCAAUGGGUGUCUUGUGUGUUGGUGGAAGGCUGCGAGCAGCACCUGUACCUGUUGAGAGCAAGCACAAUAUGAUUCUGCCAAGGGAUAGUCAUGUUACUACCCUAAUUGUCAGACAUUACCAUGAAGUCUGUGGACAUUCAGGCAAAGAGUAUGUGUUGUCCCUUAUCAGACAAAGAUUCUGGAUACCUAAAGGAAGGAAGUUAGUGAGCAAACUUCUGAACAGUUGUGUUGAUUGCAAAAGACGUCAGAAGUCGCCGAAUAACCAAAGGAUGGCGGACCUGCCUAGAGACAGAGUGAGUCCAGGAGAUCCAGCAUUCACCAGUGUCGUAUUGGACUGCUUUGGGCUAUUUAUGGUGAAACGGGGCCGGUCUGAGGUCAAACGUUAUGGAUGCAUCUUCACAUGUUUGACAACAAGGUCAAUACAUCUAGAAAAGUUGGAUGGAUUGGAUACAGAUUCUUUCUUGAAUGGAUUUGUAAGAUUCAUAUCACGUCGAGGAUGUCCGAAGACAGUUCGAUCAGACAAUGGAACAAAUUUCCGUGGUGCAGAAAUUGAAUUGACACGAGCUAUUGAUGCCUGGAAUUUGAAGAGAAUUGGAGAGUUCAUGAGCAAAAAGGAAAUCUGUUGGAUGUUUAACCCUCCUGCAGCUUCUCACAUGGGAGGUGCUUGGGAGAGACUCAUAAGGACAGUUCGUAAAGUCAUGAAUGCUUUGUUGAGGACGAACCGUCCACUGGAUGAUGAUGGUCUUCAUACUCUUUUUAGCGAGAUUGAGUCGAUUGUGAAUGGCCGACCAAUCACAGUGGUAUCAGAUGAUCACAAAGAUGCUGAACCUCUGACUCCUAACCAUCUUCUGUUACUUAGAGCAGGUCCUGAUUUACCUUUGGGAAGUUUCCAAGCAGCAGAUGCAUAUAGAAGACGCUGGAAACAUGCUCAGUUCCUGGCGGACAUAUUUUGGAAACGCUGGACGAAGGAAUAUAUGCCUUCACUACAAUUACGUCAGAAAUGCUUACUGCCAAAGAGAAACAUUAUGGUGGGUGAUAUUGUGCUAAUUCUGAAUGAGAAUUGUCUCCGGAGAAGUUGGCCUUUGGCAAGAGUCGUGGAAACCUAUCCAGGAAAAGAUGGACUAGUACGCAGCGUUAUGGUUCGUACAGGAGGUUCUACGCUAACCAGACCUGUUGACAAGUUAUGUCUGUUGGAAGGAGUCCAUGAGUGA
Messenger RNA from Haliotis rufescens (red abalone), 5364 nucleotides. RefSeq lists its product as uncharacterized. The record is from RefSeq and is a predicted model, not a curated record. The coding region runs from base 1 to 5364 and encodes 1787 amino acids. The transcript has a single exon. Gene Ontology annotation, molecular function: nucleic acid binding. NCBI's taxonomy places the organism in Eukaryota, Metazoa, Mollusca, Gastropoda, Lepetellida, Haliotidae. Gene Ontology annotation, biological process: DNA integration.